UGUCGAUAAAAAUUCUAUUAAUAAAUUUAAGAUUUAAUUGCAGCGAUAAAUGUAAAUAAUAAUAAUAAUUUCGAAAGUUAAAAUUACUGAUAACAUUUUAGGUGACGAAAAUUUUUUAAACGUUCAAACCAGUUUAUUUUCUAUCAGUUUAGAAUAACAAUGGAAUUUACGUUGUAUCGAGUUUUAAAAUCUUAAAUGUAAGCGCAUAUUUUCCUGGGGUAUUUUUUUUACCUGCUUUAUUUUGAAUUUCGUUCACUCUACAUUGAGUUUUUGAUCUGAGUGGACCAGAAGAGAGUGAUCUUAGUUGAAUUAAUAUUUUUUUGAAAUUUUAUUUAGUUACUUUUUAUAUAACUAUUCAAAUCAAUAGUAAUAAAUUUUUAUUGCUAAAUAAUUACAUAGGAGUGUAAAUAAUAUAAAAAGUGUAUACGUUAAGUAACAUUUAAAUUUAAAAAUAUAAAUAUGCAUUUAAAACGCUCGUGUCAACGAUUAUUCGGUAGAUCGAAAAAUUACAGCUCGUGUAGUACAACCGGUUUUAAAUUAAAUCCUCGUCCGUUUCAGGAUAUUCCUGGACCAAAAUCACUGCCCAUUAUUGGGACAUUAUACAAAUACUUUCCUUACAUAGGUGAACAUAAUUUUGAUAAAUUACAUAAAAACGGUUUAAAAAAAUUAAAUAAGUAUGGGCCGUUGGUAAAAGAAGAAAUAAUACCUGGUGUUAAUAUUAUUUGGGUCUAUCGACCGGAAGAUAUUGCUGAAAUAUUUAAAUCUGAAAGUGGAAAACAUCCAGAACGGCACAGUCAUUUAGCACUUUUAAAGUAUAGGAAAGACAGAAGUGAUGUUUAUAAUUCUGGAGGUCUUUUACCGACAAAUGGCUCAGAGUGGUGGAGAAUAAGGAAAGAGUUUCAAAAAGCUUUAAGUAAACCACAAAAUAUCGUUAAUUACAUUAAUGUAAUUGAUGAUGUUAUAAGACAAUUUGUUAAAUUAUGCGGGGAUAAAAAAUACGAUGACCUUUUACCAUUAAUAUCACGUCUUUUUCUUGAAUUAACAUGUUUAGUUGCAUUUGACGUAUCGAUGAACAGUUUUUCCGACGCUGAAAUGAGAGAAGAUUCUCGUAGUUCUAAAUUGAUUGACGCGGCAUUGACUAGUAACAGCGCAAUAUUAAAACUAGACAAUGGAUUGCAGCUUUGGAGAUAUGUUAAUACUCCGCUGUAUAAAAAAUUGUAUGCGAGUCAAAAGUUUAUGGAAGAAGUUGCCAUUGAUUUGGUGAAUAAAAAAAUAAAUGACAUGAAGAGUAAGCCUGCGUUUGAAAAUGAAUCUUUGUUAGAAAUUUAUCUUAAAAAUGAAAAUUUAGACGUGAAAGACGUCGUGGGAAUGGCUUGCGAUAUGUUACUAGCUGGAGUUGAUACAACGAGUUACAGCGUUGCCUUUGGACUUUAUCACUUGGCAAAAAAUCUUAAUGCACAAGAAAAACUUCAGAGCGAAGCUUCGAGGCUUCUCCCCAACGAUGAUCCGAUAACCGCAACUACACUGCGAGGUGCCACUUACACCAAGGCUGUAAUUAAAGAAACUUUUCGUAUGAACCCAAUAUCUGUUGGUGUCGGACGCAUUUUAGCGGUGGAUACUAUUCUGAAUAAUUACCACGUACCCGCUGGAACAGUUGUGGUCACACAAAAUCAAGUAACUUGUCGUUUACCAGAAUAUUUUAAUGAUCCAGAUUCAUUCAUACCCGAAAGGUGGUUACGGUUAAAUAUGAAUAAAACAAAUACUGAAGUCUCUGUACAUCCUUAUUUGGUUUUACCAUUCGGUCAUGGUCCUAGAUCAUGCAUUGCACGCAGACUAGCUGAACAAAAUAUUCAAAUGGUCUUCUUACGGGUAAAAAAGAAAAAAUUAAAAAUUACAAUACUACAAAAAAAUAUAUAUCUGAAGAUCCGGAUGUUUUCCGUGCAACGAAAAUUAAAAAAUUUCGACUGUCUAAGGAGUAGUUUCGGGGAUGGGCCUAAGAUUUUCGGCUGAUACCAGCAUUUAUCGGCAGUGUUACAAUUUUACUCACUCACAACUUUACUCAGCCUCAACUCACAGUUUUUUUUUAUUCAGAUUUAACUCUACUCGGUUAUAUAUCUUUACGCAACUUCAACUAGAAUCAGCGACAACUUUACUCACGUAUUUUAGCCUAUCGAUAAAAUAGCGAUUCUUUGUGAGUAGAGUUGUAGCUAUUUUUCUUGAGUACAGAUGUUGUGAGUAGAAUUAAAACACUGCCAAAUGGGCAUUCAUCUGCGAAACAUUUCAGAAAUCUAGUCAUCCAGUACAAUUUUUACUUUUCAAUUUUUUUGCGCGAAAAAUGUUCUGAUUUUCAGGAACAUAAAAAAAUUUACUAAAUAAUUUUUUUUGUUUAGUUAUGUAGAAAAUAUAAUUUAAAAUGGGAUGGAGGAUUACUUGACAACGUAUCACUGUUAAUAAAUAAACCAGAUUUACCAAUUAAAAUUCAA
This is a messenger RNA of Microplitis demolitor, 2483 nucleotides long. RefSeq names its product cytochrome P450 302a1, mitochondrial (gene dib). The coding region runs from base 460 to 2010 and encodes 516 amino acids. NCBI's taxonomy places the organism in Eukaryota, Metazoa, Arthropoda, Insecta, Hymenoptera, Braconidae. Gene Ontology annotation, molecular function: iron ion binding; monooxygenase activity; oxidoreductase activity, acting on paired donors, with incorporation or reduction of molecular oxygen. The record is from RefSeq and is a predicted model, not a curated record. The transcript has 7 exons.